AGAGACGCAAAGUUUCUGCUCCGGGAGGAGGCGGCGGCGCCGCGGGCUCGUCGCCUGGGGGAGCAGAAGCGGGUGGGAGGUGCGGGUGGCCUUGGCCUCAGCCCUGGUGCGCGGGGGCCGGGGGUGGUGACCCUCCUGGCCGAGGAGGGGCGGCGUCCAGACGCCCGCUCGGGGGCCGCCUUCCCCCCCACGCCUGCCCCCGGGCACGCGCCCUGCCCGGUCCCUCGCCCCGCGCCACUUCCAGUCCGCAGAGAGAUGCCCUCCACGUUUCUGCUUUCUCUGCAGCCUCUAGAUUGCCAGAUGCGACUGUGCGCCUCGCUGGGUGUGUUUUCCACAGCCCCUUCCUCCUCGGCGUGCAGGGCUGACAUCACCGACUGCGUUUCUGGUUUGGCGGGUGGGGAGAUGGUUCCCCGCAGGGUUCUGGUACACCUUUGCCCCCAGGGCUAGCGCCAUUUGGGGGAGGAGGUUUUCGUUGUCGAGAAAGUUGGAUGCUCCUGGUAACCCCUCUAACAAGAGAGUUCUGUAGCGAGGUGGGACUGUUCUCCCCAUAAGGUGACAGUUUCUCUUGCGAGGUGUGGCAGCGCUUCCUGUUGUACAAGACAGAUGUUGCCUUGGCGUUACGUAAAUCAUCGUGUCUCCGUCAUUUAAAGAAAGCCAAUUUUUAGUGAUUGAGGUAGAAAGAAAGAUCCGUUUAUAAUUUGUAAAAACAAAUUUUCACCCAGAAUCAAUAUAUUGGAACACCAUUCCUACUGUUAAAGUUUUCACUUAAGAGUAUAAACUUCAUCAGCUUUCUAUUAGGACUUAUUUUGUAAUUGGCUUCUUAGGCAUCCUUCUUUAAAAGAGAAAUCCACGUUAGCUCUCCUUGAGGUCUCGAGUUCCCUCGGCUGGAGGCACAGGUUCAGUGGAGACCAAAUAAUGCAGGCUGAUCAGCUGACCGAAGAACAGAUUGCUGAAUUCAAGGAAGCCUUCUCCCUAUUUGAUAAAGAUGGCGAUGGCACCAUCACAACAAAGGAACUUGGAACUGUCAUGAGGUCACUGGGUCAGAACCCAACAGAAGCUGAAUUGCAGGAUAUGAUCAAUGAAGUGGAUGCUGAUGGUAAUGGCACCAUUGACUUCCCCGAAUUUUUGACUAUGAUGGCUAGAAAAAUGAAAGAUACAGAUAGUGAAGAAGAAAUCCGUGAGGCAUUCCGAGUCUUUGACAAGGAUGGCAAUGGUUAUAUCAGUGCAGCAGAACUACGUCACGUCAUGACAAACUUAGGAGAAAAACUAACAGAUGAAGAAGUAGAUGAAAUGAUCAGAGAAGCAGAUAUUGAUGGAGACGGACAAGUCAACUAUGAAGAAUUCGUACAGAUGAUGACUGCAAAAUGAAGACCUACUUUCAACUCCUUUUUCCCCCCUCUAGAAGAAUCAAAUUGAAUCUUUUACUUACCUCUUGCAAAAAAAAGAAAAAAGAAAAAAGUUCAUUUAUUCAUUCUGUUUCUAUAUAGCAAAACUGAAUGUCAAAAGUACCUUCUGUCCACACACACAAAAUCUGCAUGUAUUGGUUGGUGGUCCUGUCCCCUAAAGAUCAAGCUACACAUCAGUUUUACAAUAUAAAUACUUGUACUACCUUAAUGAUAAGGACUCCUUAAAGUUCCAUUUGCUAAUGAUUAAUACACUGUUUGGGCUGGCCAGUUUUUCAUGCAUGCAGCUUGACGAUUGAGCACAGUCAGGCCUUUGUAUUAAAAAUGAAAAAUGAAAAAACAAAUUCAAAACCUAUUCAAAUGGGUUCUAGUUCAAUUUGUUUAGUAUAAAUUGUCAUAGCUGGUUUACUGAAAACAAACACAUUUAAAAUUGGUUUACCUCAGGAUGACGUGCAGAAAAAUGGGUGAAGGAUAAACCGUUGAGACGUGGCCCCACUGGUAGGAUGGUCCUCUUGUACUUCGUGUGCUCCGACCCAUGGUGACGAUGACACACCCUGGUGGCAUGCCCGUGUAUGUUGGUUUAGCGUUGUCUGCAUUGUUCUAGAGUGAAACAGGUGUCAGGCUGUCACUGUUCACACAAAUUUUUAAUAAGAAACAUUUACCAAGGGAGCAUCUUUGGACUCUCUGUUUUUAAAACCUUCUGAACCAUGACUUGGAGCCGGCAGAGUAGGCUGUGGCUGUGGACUUCAGCACAACCAUCAACAUUGCUGUUCAAAGAAAUUACAGUUUACGUCCAUUCCAAGUUGUAAAUGCUAGUCUUUUUUUUUUUUUUUCCAAUAAAAAGACCAUUAACUUAAAGUGGUGUUAAAUGCUUUGUAAAGCUGAGAUCUAAAUGGGGACAAGGCAGGUGGAGGGGAGGCCAGUGUACAUGUAAAUGCCCACAGCCCAGCAUUGGGUUUCCCUCCCAAGGCCCCAGCACCAACCUCUGAGCCCAAGACCUUGCCUGAAAACAAGCAGAUACCGAUUGCUUCAUCCUAUUUAUGGACAUGUAGGUCUAGUUGCAUUUUCACUGGGGGGAGGGGGGAAGGUGAAUUAUGGUAACUUUUAAUGAUCUAUUCAGGCAGUAGAGCUCUUAAGGAAAAAAAAAAACCCACUUUCUCUCAAGCAUGUAUUUAGGGGUUGUUCUCAAUUGUGCUGCUGAUUACCUGUCUUAUGUAACUACUUGAGACCAUCUGCAAGAGACAUGAUUUAGUGUGUCUGUAAUUCAAUCUUCGCUGUGUGUGGUAGAAGCAGUAGUCACUUUUGUAAGCCAGUCUCUUCAUGCCUAAAAGACACUACCAGUCACCUUUGAUUCGCGACUUUUAAUUUAUGAUUAUACUUAGCCUCCUCCUCCUUUUUUUUUUUUUCCCAAGUUGACUUGACUUUGCUUUUUUCCCCCCAAGUAGAACUAAUGCUAGCUUCCAGCUUGAAAGUAAAACUCCAGUGUGGAGUGAAUUUUGUGUCUAAUUAUAAACCUGUAACCAAAACUCAGACAUCUGGUACUGGUCUUUGCAUUGAGAUUGGUCCCUGUAAAACCCCCUUUAAAAGCAUAUUGCAUUUAGUACAGAGCUCUUUUUUGAAAUGAAGGCUGGAGAUGUGCAUUUUUCACGGUGUUAACUGGUUGUAUCUUAUUAGCAAGGAGAUUGGGGUUUUGAGUGUUUGCGUGGGUGGUUUCAAUUUGCCAGGGAACAGUGGCAGGCUGCUAGCAAGGCAGUGAGAAGCUCUUGGCAGCCAAAUGGGUGCAUUCAGGGCUGAUUUAUAGAGACCCUUGGCUUCUCCUUCUCCUACUCCCUGUCUUUCUGGCAUUUUGUAGCUUGUUAGAUUUUCUGCCAGAGGGGUGGGUCAGAGCAGUGGAGGGGAGACAUCGCCCAUGUGCUUCUGCUACUGGUCCUUGGGCUGGGUGGUUGGUAGAGGAGAUGUUGACACUAUGAGCUAAGGGUUGGCUUUUGUAAUUACCUGAAUCUGAAAGGAAUGCCUAAGGUUACCUUGGGGUUUCUCUUCUGGUGAGAUAGGGUUCCUGGUUUGAGUAAGUUAAUGUCCUGGAUAUUUCUUGUGGCAGGGGGUGGUCAAAGAGCCUGAUUGCUGACCCAGUCUCAGGCCUGUGGUCGAUGACCUCUCGGUAGUUUCAAAGGGGGCUGGAGGGGGAUAUUUGACUUGUUUUUUCGAAAUGUAGCCUUCUAACCCUCAAGUCUUUAGAAGCUGGGUGGACUCUUAGUGGUCCUGCAGCGUAUCCUAAAAGACUACCUUUGAAACAGGAUUCUUGUAUGGCCAGGAUCCUGUCUGGGAACCAGAAACCCUACACCCUCCCCCUCCAGGGAAUGCUGAGUUCCAGUUUUGAGCAGAGGUGAGGCAGAAUCCACUGUAGCCUUCCGCCCUGGUAUUUGGGGGGAUGACCAGCCCAGGCGUUGGGUGUUAGUCUGCAUGAGUUUGUGAGAGGAAAUAGCUGGGUGUCCUGGCAGUGCCCUUGAAGUUGGUUAGGACCUUCCUGUAAACUCUUGCCCCUACUUCUAACUACUCUAUAAAUAUAUACAUAUAUUUAUAUAUAAAGUGAUUAGUUGAACUGGCAUCCUGCUUUAGCCUGAGACUUGCCAUAAGAAACUGCUGAGUACUUGGCAAACCCUUUCAUAGUUUUGUUCUCCAUCUGUUUGGGGUAGGUGUUGAGCGAGGCAAAUGGAUCUCGAUAUUUCAGAUGGGCUUUUGAUGCACUGUUGCCAAGGAAGGCUUUUUCUGAUUUUUUGACAAAUGAAUUUUUGCACACUUUCAUUGGUGUCUUUCGGCAACUUACACACAUUGAAAAUGAGCUAUUGUACAUAUUUUUAUAUUCUCUUUAUAAAUGCAUGUCUGAUUGUACUUGUAACAAUAUUGUAAUGAACGGCUGUGCAGUAGGCCCAGCGCUGCUGUGUCUCGUCAGAGGAAUAGCUUACCACGAACCCCUCAGCAUACUGGGAAUCUCUUCCUGAACAACGAAUGUAAAUUUGGUCAAGUCUACUCUUCCGUUCAUUCAAUUAUUUUAAGCAUUUGAAUUAUUUAUUGUAUAUCCUAAAUAUAUUUCUCCUUUGGCAGUGACUAGAUUUCCACUAAUGUGUCUUAAUCUAUCCCUCCAGCUGGCAGUUACUGUUUUUUUAAUCCCCUGAAGUUGUCCUGUAGGAGACAGAAAUUCUUUGCUGUCUGUAUCCCUUGGAGUAAGAAGGUAGUGGCAUGGGUGGAGUGUGUGUUCUUUCUCCAAAUCUAUUAUGAUGUUUAUUAAACACUUCUGUAGCAAAGAUGGUGGUAGUUCUUUUGUUACUGAAGUUGCCCUUCACCAUGGCUAUUUGAAAAGGAGAUGUACUUGGACGUUUCUGUAAAUCUUGAGAUAAACUGUUUGGAGAUUUAACCACCUCUCUGAUGGGGGACCAACUCUAUGGAAAUUGUAAAUACGUUUUAUUUAUAAACCUGGCACUGUAUUCAAUAAACAUUUCUGCAGCCUUUCAUCUCUAA
Molecule: messenger RNA, 4919 nt
Organism: Homo sapiens (human)
Lineage: Eukaryota; Metazoa; Chordata; Mammalia; Primates; Hominidae
Gene: CALM1
Product: calmodulin 1
Exons: 6
Coding region: 916-1368 (150 amino acids)
Biological process (GO): presynaptic endocytosis; detection of calcium ion; regulation of cytokinesis
Cellular component (GO): presynaptic cytosol; calcium channel complex; sarcomere
Molecular function (GO): transporter inhibitor activity; calcium-dependent protein binding; calcium ion binding
Source: RefSeq, marked reviewed